Molecule: messenger RNA, 1089 nt
Organism: Ostreococcus tauri
Lineage: Eukaryota; Viridiplantae; Chlorophyta; Mamiellophyceae; Mamiellales; Bathycoccaceae
Product: Phosphoesterase domain
Exons: 1
Coding region: 1-1089 (362 amino acids)
Molecular function (GO): hydrolase activity
Source: RefSeq, a predicted model, not a curated record
AUGGUUGACAGAGUCUUCGUGGUGUCGGACGUGCACGUCGACGCGACGGCGAACGCGGCGUGGGUGCGCGGACUGCGAGAUCGGCGCGGGUGUGCGGGCGCGGGAAGAGACGUGCUGUGCGUGGGGGGGGACGUGUCGGACGACGUCGAGGAGGUGCGCGCGGCGUUGGAGGAAUUUCAAGCGCGCGGGUUCGCGGAGGUGUUCUACACGUUUGGGAAUCACGAGUGUUGGAUGAACGCGGAGGAUGAGAGGGUGGGAAGGGAGACGUCGGUGUCGAAGAUUCGAGAUUUAUUGGCGAUAUGUGAGGAAAUGGGGGUGCGAACGAGACCGGGGAAGGUUGGGGACGGGUUGUGGAUCGCGCCGUUGCACUCGUAUCAUCACCGCGGUUUCGAUACGGAGCCCGAGGUGGACGCGCCCGAGGUGCCGCCGGUGGAGCGAGUGAUGAACGACUUUCGAUUCGCGCGAUGGCCGGAUAAUCUGAGCGAUAUGACGGACGACGUCGCGCGGUGGUGCGAUGGGCUCAACGACCACGGUUGGGACGAGUUCGUGGCUUCCAUCGAGCCGGGAGACAAGGUGCUCUCGUUCAGUCAUUUCCUCCCUCGUCUCGAACUAAUACCGGAGAAGAGGAUGCUAUUUUACCCCAGACUCGCGCAAGCGAGCGGAAGUGAGUUUCUCAGAAAACGUGUGGAUACGCUCAAGGCGCGCGUGAACGAAGGCAACCUCACGCACGCGUUCGGCCAUACCCACUUUGGAUGGAAUCAGACGCUCGACGGCGUGCGCUACGUCCAGGCGGCGCUCGCGACUCCCUCGGAGUGGAGCAAGCGUCCUCGCAGCUUGGAAAUCGGUGAAUUUACCAAUCUUUCAGAAGAACCGCUCUGUGUCUACGAGCACGGCGAGUUCGUUGAAGGACAGCGCGCGAUGUGGAGCGAUUACUACGCCGCCAACGAGCGAGCGCCCGAGGACGUCGAGCUCCUUCCGCACGCCCGACAGUUCAUCCGUCAGCGCUGGGGCCCCGGUCGUCGAGCCACCGUCUCGAGCGACGCAUCCUCACUCCAUCCCGGCGCCACCGGCGUCGUGGAGCGACGCUAG